AUGGAAGAAUAUAUUUUACAGGAAAGGACUAAGAAAGAAAAAAAACCUUUCAAAUAUCGUAAAGUUCCCACACGUUUUCCAUUCUUAUUGAUGAUUCGAUAUUCGCCUUCACCCGCAUCCAACUUGGGCUUAUCAAAUGUGAUUUCAUACGAAGUGCAGUUUAUUGUUUUUAUCCAUGUGGCAUCUGUUUUGGAAUAUGCUUUCACCUCUCCUUGGCACAUAUGGGAAAUGUUCUUCGAUUUAAUAGAUGCAAUGAAUAGAGAUUUAUAA
Molecule: messenger RNA, 270 nt
Organism: Clunio marinus
Lineage: Eukaryota; Metazoa; Arthropoda; Insecta; Diptera; Chironomidae
Source: the annotation of a GenBank genome assembly